CAUGGAUAGAGUGAAGUGUUUAAGAUUGUUCUUAACUAUAAUUUUGACUUUUGUCAAAUUUACUGUUAGUCAUAGUCAUCAGAACUACUAUGAUGGACUGAUAAAAAAGUUCAGCGCAGAUGGAAAACUUUCACGUAGUCAAUUUCAAAAACUGGUCUUGGACGUUACAUCUCAGAAAUUACCACCAGCAUUUGUCGUUGAUUGCAUGGGCAAAACAGAAGAUAUAGACUGCUUACAAAAUCAAACAAUUCAAUGUUUGGGGUAUGAUGAAAUAUUUAACAAAUAUUCCAACAGUAAUGGAAUGGAUCAGUUAUCUUUGGAAGAGGCUGUUCCAGCAUUGUUGUUUUAUACACAGGAUGUCGACUGUAAUAUUAUGGCUGAAGUCCAUAGUAAACACAAAAAACCUACAUCAGCUCAAGCUUGGGGUUAUGGUUUUGGAUUUGUCAGUUUAAUCGUGUUUGUAUCUAACGUUGGCGCAUUACUUGGACCCUGUAUGAAAAGCAAACUAUUCAAACGAAUUCUAAUGUUUUGUGUUGCUUUAGCGGUUGGUACGUUGGCAGCAACGGGACUUCUAGUCCUAAUACCCGAGUCUUUGGGAUUGACCGGGGCGGACAGUCCCGUCCCUGAUUACAACUGGAAAAUGACUUCAGUUAUUGGAGGAAUAUAUUUUGUAUUCGUAUGUGAGAGACUUCUAAAAAUGUGGUUCUUCAGAAAAAAGGGAAAGGCAAAAAAUGAAGAAGAACAAGUGAUUCAAUUUAACCCUGAGAAGAAAAUGGAUCAAGGGCACUCCCAUUUUGACCAAGAAGACAUAGAAAAAGGACAUGACGGAGUAGCUUCUGUUGCCUGGAUACUUUUAGUUGGUGAUGCUAUUCAUAAUUUUGUAGACGGUUUAUCUAUUGGUGCAGCAUUCACUGAAAAUGUUUUUACUGGAAUAAGCGUAUCCUUAGCUGUAAUUUGUGAAGAAUUACCACAUGAGUUAGGAGAUAUUGCAAUAUUGCUUCAUUCUGGGUUAUCCAUGAAGAGGGCGUUGUUUUACAACUUCCUGGCAGCUGUCACGUGUUACGGGGGACUAGUUAUUGGUAUCGUUGUUGGAGAAAGCACGGAUGCUAAUAUGUGGAUAUUUGGUUUUGCUGGUGGAUUGUUUGUUUAUAUUUCAUUAGUUGCCAUGAUUCCUGAAAUGAACGAACAAGCUGCGUUAUCAAAGAAGAAUAAAACAGAAAGUUCAACCCAAGUGUUUUUAUAUCAGAAUGCUGGACUACUAAUCGGUUUUCUCAUUAUUAUUCUGAUAUCUUACUAUGGGAAGUACAUUGACAUGUAAACAAAGGUCUGGAUGGGGUUUUCCAAGCAGAGAAUGAUGCGCUAAUUAUAGAUUAUAGAAAUUAUAGAUUAUAAAUUAUAUCGAUGAUCAUCUCAACGAGAUUGGUUUUCUCGCUUGAGCCGGGACGGCGAAAGGGAGAAAAGCAAUCGAGUUGAGAUGACCAAUGAUAAUCUGUUUAUCGCUAUUUUACCUAUGACGACGUGUCAAUUUCAAUACCAACGCCACGUACCUCCUUAGUUUCUAGCUUCUAACGAUAACUUUCCAUCUCAAGCGAGUAGCAUGAUAUUGAAUAUAAUCACAAAUAAUGAUCAAAGGAAAAAUGCACAAAAUAGCGAUAAUACGGCAUAA
Mytilus trossulus (common blue mussel) is the source of this 1666-nucleotide messenger RNA. RefSeq names its product metal cation symporter ZIP8-like. Gene Ontology annotation, cellular component: plasma membrane. Gene Ontology annotation, biological process: intracellular monoatomic cation homeostasis; zinc ion import across plasma membrane. NCBI's taxonomy places the organism in Eukaryota, Metazoa, Mollusca, Bivalvia, Mytilida, Mytilidae. Gene Ontology annotation, molecular function: zinc ion transmembrane transporter activity; monoatomic cation:bicarbonate symporter activity. The record is from RefSeq and is a predicted model, not a curated record. The transcript is spliced from 7 exons. Bases 2 to 1318 code for a protein of 438 amino acids.